This is a messenger RNA of Photinus pyralis (common eastern firefly), 1810 nucleotides long. RefSeq names its product pyruvate kinase-like. Gene Ontology annotation, cellular component: cytoplasm. Gene Ontology annotation, molecular function: potassium ion binding; magnesium ion binding; pyruvate kinase activity. The transcript has 5 exons. The coding region runs from base 260 to 1810 and encodes 516 amino acids. Lineage: Eukaryota; Metazoa; Arthropoda; Insecta; Coleoptera; Lampyridae. The record is from RefSeq and is a predicted model, not a curated record. Gene Ontology annotation, biological process: glycolytic process.
UGUAUGUCGUGUAACAAAUGGGACACACAUCGAACAUUAGUAAUUUGUUGAGUAAACUUGGAGAGUUUCUGCUUUUUUAACCCUGUACCUUUGCUCUCUCAUGAUUGAAGAAAUGUUCUGUCACAGUGCAGUGUAUCUACGAAAGUAACCUACUAUGCAAAUGUCACAUUUUUGACAUUUCAAUUGUUCAACUGACAUUGUUACGGUAGUAAAAGCUGCCACACAUCUUUCCACACAUAACUACGUUCAGACGUAUGUAAUGGAGGCAGUCAACCGGUUAGAGCACUUGUGCUCACUAAGUGUCUAUAAACCCGUCGCAAAUGUGGCACUAACUGGAAUUAUUUGCACCAUAGGACCAUCAUCGCGUAGUGUUGAUGUAUUAGAAGGAAUGAUGGAAGCAGGAAUGACAAUCGCAAGGUUAAAUUUGGCGUCCGAUUCUCAUGCAUACCACGCCGAAACCAUAUCUAAUAUAAGAAAAGCAGUUGAAGGUUACAGUAAAAAAAUUGGAUCAUAUUAUUCGCUUGCUAUAGCUGUUGAUAUUAGGGGACCGGAAAUUAGAAUCGGCAGUGUUGAUAGGGCUGGAUUAGGCGAGACCACAUUGAAACGAGGCGAGAUUUUAAAGCUAACCAUCGAUCAGGAGUACGCCGAAAAGGGAACCAACAAAAUCAUUUACGUCGACUACGAGAACAUAAUCAAAUUUGUCAGUCGGGGCGCGCGCAUUUAUCUCCACGACGGCAACAUUUCGCUUAUAUGCACUGGGGUGGCGAGCGACUAUCUGAAUUGUAUUAUCGAGGUCGGCGGGCUAUUACCGCGUUGCGCGGACGUUAAAAUACCGGGCGCGAAUUUGGACCUACCGGAUGUUUCCGAGCAGGACAAGAAGGAUAUCAAUUUUGCUGUCGAGCAAGGUGUCGAUAUUAUCUUUGCCUCUUUCGUAAGAAGCAUUUAUGGACCGAUCGAGAUUCGCAACGUUCUUGGCAAACGAGGAGAGGAUGUGUUGAUCGUAUCGAAAAUAGAAAACCACCAGGGCUUGCGGAACAUAAAGGAAAUCAUUAGCGCCAGUGACGGUGUUAUGAUUAUGCGUAUUAUUUUGGGACUGGAAGUACCUCCAGAAAAGAUCUUUCUGGCACAAAAGUCGAUUAGCGCUAACUGCACGGCUAUCGGUAAACCCGUCGUAUGUGUCACUGUAGUUAUGGAAUCGAUGGUUAGAAGAAACAAACCGAGCCGUCCCGAUAUUGCGGACGUCGCAAAUUUAAUUGUUGAUGGAAUGGACUGCGUUGUGUUAACGGAUGAGACGGCGAAGGGACCAGAUCCCGUCAGUUACGUAAAUCAAAUGGUUCUGAUUUGUAAAGAAGCUGAAACUGUGGCAUACCAGAAAGAGAUAUCAUUGAUCAUCCGGAGCAAAGUAAAGUUCCCUGUGGAUAUACCGCACAGUGUUGCACUUUCUGCAGUGGAAGCUGUUGAAAAGUGUCAAGCUUCGGCGCUGGUCGUUGUAGAUUACAAUGACAUUUCGGCAAAAUUAAUAUCUAAAUACAGACCGGGAUGCCCAAUCAUUGCCGUUACACGCAAUAAAAAGUUAAUUCCUCAUUGGCUACUGUAUAGAUCAAUAUUGCCGCUAUAUAUUAACGAACCCGAAGCGGAAGACUGGCUGGAGGAUAUUGAUAUGUGUAUAGGGUUUGCAGUUAAAUACGGCUUAAGGAAACGGUUCCUGAAACUGGGUGAUAUGGUUGUGGUAGUAUCGGGGUGGAAAAAACGUUCUUCUACUGCCAGCGCAGUGCGUUAUAUGCCUGUAGGUGAUAUUGUAGAAUUAUAA